AACUGAAAAGAGCUUGUUGUGUUGUGGUUGUGCCACUCCCUCUCUUCAAAAGAUAUGUUGGAUUUUGGAGAGGAGCUGAGCUUAGAGAGUUCUAGGAUCCCAUGCCUCAUUUGGAUUCAGCUCAUUGUUUUCUUCCUUCUCCUUGCUCUCUUCUUUCUCCUUUCUUUUGAUGAUUCUUCCACCGCUUCUCCUUCUUCUGCAUCUGCAUCUCCAUCUGCUGCCACCAGUCUUCUUCGUCAAAAAUCACUAGUCAACGGCAACAACCACCACCACCAUGUUUCUACCUCCACCGCUCUCACCAACCGUCUUCAGCAUACACGGGGGGCAGAGAACUUAAGUAUAAAAGGUGAGAUAGAAACAAGCUCAAGCACAAGGACAGUGAGAGAAGAGAUUGCAGAAAGAGAGGGUUCACCAUUGUAUUUCCUUCACCCUUGUCAUUAUUUCAAAUUAGCUAGAGUAGCAUUUCUCAAAUGUCUUGGAUUGGAUUCUACUGAAUCUGAUAGUCCUCCAAUCCGAAGGCCUAGGAAAAGAAAAGAGAGUUAGUUGAUUAUCAAGAUUGUAUAUGUUCCUUGUCAUUUAUCAUGAUAAGAAAGUUCCAUUAUUAUUCAUUUUUUUUUAA
This is a messenger RNA of Arachis stenosperma, 619 nucleotides long. RefSeq lists its product as uncharacterized. The transcript has 2 exons. NCBI's taxonomy places the organism in Eukaryota, Viridiplantae, Streptophyta, Magnoliopsida, Fabales, Fabaceae. The record is from RefSeq and is a predicted model, not a curated record. The coding region runs from base 55 to 543 and encodes 162 amino acids.